This is a messenger RNA of Triticum urartu, 966 nucleotides long. The record is from RefSeq and is a predicted model, not a curated record. Lineage: Eukaryota; Viridiplantae; Streptophyta; Magnoliopsida; Poales; Poaceae.
UUUGUUCUUGUCUAUGUUGAUGAUAUUAUUGUGGCCAGCUCUAGUCCAGAUGCUACUACCUGUUUGCUUAAGGAUUUGAAGCUGGAAUUUGCUUUAAAGGACUUGGGAGAUUUGCAUUACUUCCUUGGCAUAGAGGUCAAACAGGUAAAUGGUGGUAUACUUCUUACACAGGAAAAAUAUACCACUGAUAUACUCAGGAGAGUAGGGCUGGAACAUUGCAAACCAGUAAGUACAUCAAUCUCAACUUCAGAAAAACUUACAAUUGAGAGUGGUGAAGUACUGGGACCAGAGGAUGCAACAAAUUAUAGAAGUGUUGUAGGUGCACUGCAAUAUCUUACUCUUACUCGUCCUGAUAUUUCAUAUUCUAUGAAUAAGGUAUGUCAAUAUCUACAUGCCCCUAGUUCAGCACACUGGACUACAGAUAAAAGAAUUUUGAGGUAUCUAAAGUUUACAGAAGGGCUUGGACUUCAGAUUGUCAAGUCUCCAUCUAUGCUUGUCAGUGCUUAUUCUGACGCAGACUGGGCAGGGUGUGUUGAUGAUAGGAGAUCUACAAGUGGCUUUGCUGUGUUCCUGGGAACAAAUCUUGUGUCAUGGAGUGCAAGGAAACAAGCUACGGUCUCUAGGUCAAGUACUGAGGCUGGGUAUAAAGCUCUGGCAAAUGCUACUGCUGAAAUAAUGUGGAUACAAAUAUUGCUCUAUGAACUUGGAAUUAAAGCUCCACAAGCUGCAAGGUUGUGGUGUGAUAAUAUUGGUGCUACUUACCUCUCAGCUAAUCAUGUGUUUCAUGCACGUACCAAGCACAUUGAAGUGGACUUUCAUUUUGUCAAAGAAAGAGUAGCUCGCAAAUUGCUUGAUAUCAAGUUCAUUCCAACAGGGGAUCAGCUAGCUGAUGCAUUUACAAAACCUCUCACCAUGCGAAGGUUAGAUGACUUCAAGUACAAUCUUAACCUAGGUAAAGUUUCAUAG